Molecule: messenger RNA, 1420 nt
Organism: Melanotaenia boesemani (Boeseman's rainbowfish)
Lineage: Eukaryota; Metazoa; Chordata; Actinopteri; Atheriniformes; Melanotaeniidae
Exons: 4
Coding region: 116-1144 (342 amino acids)
Biological process (GO): G protein-coupled receptor signaling pathway
Cellular component (GO): membrane
Molecular function (GO): oxysterol binding; G protein-coupled receptor activity
Source: RefSeq, a predicted model, not a curated record
CACAAGCUUUAUAAAAGGCGUCUUGAGCUUUGCAGCUCAAUUUGCAAGCAAUACCAGCAGCCCAGGACAACAGUAUCAGUAAAUCAGUUUGGUUUUCAUCUCUCUCAUUGUGGCAAUGGAUGUAGGAAAUUUCACCGUUGACGCCACAGAAACUUCUCCAAACCAGAGCAGUUGUGAUGUGUUGGUCUACCAAAGAGCUGCUGUGGUCCUAUUCCCCAUUUUCUACUCUGUAGUUUUCAUCAUCAGUGUUUGCGGUAACAGUUUGGUUCUCUAUGUCAUCUGCCAGAGGAAGCAGAAGUUCAACUCUACUUCCAUCUAUUUGGUCAACUUGGCACUCUCCGAUGCCCUGUUUACUCUGGCACUGCCAGGAAGAAUUACUUACUACAUCCGUCAUUUUGAUUGGCCCUUUGGUGACAUUCUCUGCAGAUUGACCACACUUCUCUUCUUUGCAAAUACCUAUGCAGGUAUUGGCUUCAUGACCUGCAUCAGUUUGGACAGAUACCUGGCCAUGGUGCAUCCACACCGGCUGCAGUGCUUGCGAAGUGUAAAAGUAGUUCGCAGAGUCUGCUGCCUGGUCUGGGUUUUAGUAUCCAUGGAGGUAUUGCCUCUCCUUUUUCGUAGCAUGCUGCGCAUGCGCCAGGAAAAACGAACCUGCAUGGAGUACUUCAACUUUGAAGGCUCCCGUUUCACUCCUUAUUUCCUGAUCCUGGCCUGCUUCAUGUCCUUCUGUUGUCCGCUUGCCAUCAUCAUGGGGUGCUAUGCCAAGAUCAACCUGAAACUGCGAACUGCAGCCAAGCAGAACUCCAUGACUGCCCGAACGAAGAGAAACCAUAGGGCGAAUGUAAUUAUUUUACUCAUCCUCCUCACAUUUAUCAUCUGCUUCAGCCCUUAUCACAUCAACAUCAUGCAGUUCAUGUUCAGGAAAAUAAACCACCAGCCAACCUGUGAAGAACUCAGAGCCUUUAAGAUGUCAUUACAGAUUACAGUAUCACUAAUGAACUUCAACUGCUGCUUGGAUCCAGUCAUUUACUUCUUUGCCAUAAAAACCUACAAGAAGCGGGUGAUGAGUCUGUUCAAGGAUUAUCUCUAUACUUCCGCUGCUUCCUCCAAAAUAACAGCUGAGAAUAGCAGUAGCAACACCUGAGAAAAACCACAGAAAGACCGCAUUUAACUUGUCAAACUCAAAAAGAUAAAAUGUCUUCUCACUUGUGUGGAUACUGUUGAUGCAAAUAUUGUGGAUCUUGUAAACAUAUAAUGAGUUCAUUAUAUGUUCAUCAUAUAAUGUGUUACACAAAGUCUUGACAUGUAAUUUAGGAGUUAUAUUCAUCUCCACCCCCUUCCAAAAAAAAGAUCUGUUAUUUUGUUUUGAUAUGAGUUGUUGUUUAUUUGCAUUGCAUAAUUUAAUUUCCUAUGCUUUUUU